Lactuca virosa is the source of this 5411-nucleotide messenger RNA. The record is from the annotation of a GenBank genome assembly. Lineage: Eukaryota; Viridiplantae; Streptophyta; Magnoliopsida; Asterales; Asteraceae.
AUGGCGUUUAUAUUUGAAAUCAUUGCUGGUCCAAUUGUUGAAUAUUUGCUGCCUCCUGUCAAGAAAAAUAUGGGUUAUCUUUUUUCCUCCACAAAACAUGUGAGGAACAUGAGUGCUAAAAUGAACCAACUGGAUGGUACAAGCAUUGAUGUCAAAAAUCACAGGGACGCAAACAAUAUAAAUAAUCUAGAGAUACCUACUCGUGUACCGAGUUGGUUGGAAGAGGUUGAACAGAUUAGGAAAGAUGCUCAAAGCAUUUCAAGUAGUGAGAGUGGAUGUUUUAACAUAAUAAUGAGGUACCGAGUAGGAAAGAAGGCAUUUAAGACUACUGAGGCGAUUGAAUGUCUUAUUACGGAAAAACUUCAAAUGAGCUGGAGUGAUGCUCAAAAACCUCUUGGGAGAGUGAAUUCUAAAAACGCAUCCACUUCUGCACCUUCAGAUGGUGAUGCCCAAAAUCACUUCAAAUCAAGAGAGAAGCCUUUUAAGGAUGCGCUCGGGUUCCUUCAACAAAAUCAGACGAGCAAAGUGAUAGCCCUAUGUGGAAUGGGUGGUGUGGGAAAAACCACCAUGAUGGAACAACUGAAAAAGAAUCUGGAAGGUGAGAAAAUGUUUGAUUUGUUUCUAAAGGUGGUUAUUGGGAAAAAAGAAACGUCUUCUAUUCAGCAAGCUUUGGCAGAAUGCAUAAGUCUAUGUCUAACUGAAACAGAUCCAACAAGAAGGGCAGAACGUCUUGGCAUAGCAUUUACGAAGCUGGCAGAAGCUAAAAGAAAGGUUUUAGUGAUAUUAGAUGAUGUAUGGGAGACGAUCGAACUCAAAGAUAUUGGACUAAGUCCUUUUCCCAACAGCUUCAAGUUAUUGAUGACAUCACGAAAGGAAAAUACUUGCAAGCAAAUUGCAGCAAAAUGUAAUUUUGAUUUGAAAGUAGUUAGAGUGGAACUCAUGGAGGAGCUCGAAGCACAGAAUUUCUUUUGGAAAAUCAUAGGAGUUGCCAAACAAAAUGAUCUGGAGCUCAAUCAAAGUGGAACAGAGAUUGUGAGAGAAUGUGGGUGUUUGCCCCUUGCCAUUAAUCUCGUUGCCAGUCGUCUUAAGUUUGAAGAAAAAGUUGCAUGGAGAGAUACACUUCGUCGUUUGAAGAAUAAAGAUCUUGAUUAUGUGCAAGAAAGUGUUAAGAUAAGCUAUGACUAUAUAAAAGAGGAUGAGGAAAAAGAGAUCUUUCUUCUUUGUGGCUUGUUUCCCGAUGACUUUAAUAUUCCAAUCGAGGAACUCACAAGAUAUGCAUGGGGCCUACGGUUGUUAAAUGGAGUUUCUACUAUGGGAGAGGCUAGGGACGGGACAGAGACGCAUGUGCAGAGUCUCAGAAAAGCAAAUUUGUUGAUGGAUAGCGAUUCCAUUGGGUGUGUCAAAGUGCAUGAUCUUGUGCUUGAUUUUGUUUUAGGUAGAGUUUCUAAGGGUAACCAUCCAUGGGUAAUCAAUCAUGGUGAUAAUUCAAAGUGGAGUAGUGUUGGAAUGAGUGAAUCUUGUAACAUAAUUUCUAUUACUUGCAGGGGUAUGUUUGAGUUUCCUAGAGACUUUAAAUACCCAAACCUAUCACUUUUGAGACUUAUGGAUGGAGAUAAGUCGUUUGAGAUUCCUGAAGGUUUUUAUGAAAGAAUGGAAAAUCUUGAAGUUGUAGCAUAUGAAAAAAUGCAGUAUCCGUUGCUUCCCAGAUCACUUGAAUGCUCCACCAAGCUUCGGACACUCAUUUUCCAUGGAUGCGCAUUGAUGUUUGAUUGCUCUGUAAUUGGUGAACUCUUGAACCUGGAAGUGCUCAGUUUUGCUCAUUGUGGCAUCAGAGAGUUACCAUCCACAAUCGGAAAGUUGAAGAAGCUAAAGCUACUGGAUUUGACGGGUUGUGUCAAUCUUCGUAUUGAUGAUGGUGUCUUGAAAGAUUUGAUCAAUCUUGAAGAGCUUUAUAUGAGAGUUGCUGAUGAAAAGGCAAUUAGGUUCACAGACAGCAAUCAUGCUGAGUUAGCAGAACUUUCAGAGCACCUUUCUGCACUAGAAAUCGAGUUCUUUAAGAACAGUGGUAAGCCCGAGAAUGUGUUGUUUACGAAACUUGAAAGGUUCAGGAUCUCCAUGGGACGUAGUUUAGGAUACAAUCCUGAAUUAAAGAUGCACUCAUUUGAAAACACGUUGAUGUUGGUCACUAACAAAGAUGAGCUAUUGGAAUCUAGAUUGAAUGAGUUGUUUGUGAAAACAGAGGUGCUUUUUCUAGAAGUGGAUGGUAUCAAUGAUUUUCAUCAACAUUCGUUUAAUAAUCUAAGAGUCCUUGAUGUUUUCAAGUGUGAAAACUUGAGAUACCUCUUCACAGUCCCUAUUGCAAAUGGUUUGGUGAAGCUUGAGCGCCUCACAGUUACACAGUGCCCUGUUCUGGAAGUACUUGCAUAUAGUGAGAAUGGUGGAGAUGGAGUAAUUAAGUUUCAGAAGCUAAAGGUUCUAUGUUUGGGUUGGCUACCAAAAUUGAUAGGUCUUUGCAACACUGUUAAUGUAAUUGAGCUACCACAGCUGGUGGAGUUGAUUCUUGCGGGCCUACCUAAUUUCAGUAGCAUUUAUCCUGAGAAAACAUCUGCAACAUCUUCUAUGUCCAGUAAUAUCUCUGCAAUUCAACCAUUCUUUAACAAAGAGGUGUUGAUUCCUAUGUUGGAGAAAUUACAAAUCUCUAGUAUGGAUAGUUUGAAAGAGAUAUGGCCUUAUCAAUUUACUAGUAGGGACGAAGUUAAUGCCUGCAUGUUGAGAAAGAUUGAAGUAGACUCUUGUGAUAAUAUUGUGAAUCUGUUUCCAACCAAUCCCAUGUCUUUGCUGGGUCGUCUGGAAGUGCUUGAUGUUUUAUCCUGUGGAAACAUUGAAGUGUUAUUUAACAUCGACAUGAGUUGUGUUGGUGAAAUUGAAGAGUACAGUAGCAACUUGAGACUCAUUAAAGUAUCUAAUUUGGGGAAGCUAAGAGAGUUGUGGAGGAUGAAAGGUGAAAGUAGCACUGAUAUCCUCAUCCGUACCUUUCAAGCUGUUCAAAGGAUAGAAAUAGAAGAGUGUGAGGGGUUUGUAAACGUAUUCACACCUACUGCCACCAAUUCUGAUGUGAGAAGACUUAUGAAUGUGAGUAUAGAUGGUAGGAGACCUUGUGAAGAAACCGGGAGAAACAUUGAAUUGGUUCAGAAAAGCAAGGAGAUUAAUGUCAUAUCCAAGGCAGAGACCAUUUCAGAGGUGUAUGGUAAUAUUCCUGACGUUGAAUCCUCAAUCCAUCCCAUACCUUUUCUUAAUCACCUUGGAGGACUUCAUGUAAAUGGCUGUAAGGAUGUUGAAGUGGUGUUUGAGAUAGAGAGUUUCAGUAGCAACAGCAGCAGCAGCACAGAUUCCACAACAACUCUGCAUAAAUAUAAUCAUCAACCACCACUACUACUUCCCCACCUGAAGUUCUUAUUUUUACAAGAUAUGGAGAGGAUGAGUGAUGUGUGGAAGUGCAAUUGGAAGAAACUUGUAAUUCCUCAAAACCAAUCAGAAUCCUACUCAUUCCACAAUCUCACAAACAUAUACAUGGGUUCCUGCAAUAGCAUAAAGUACUUAUUUUCACCUCUCAUGGGCAAACUUCUUCCCAACUUAAAGGAUGUCAGGAUAUGGAAUUGUGGUGGUAUUGAGGAAAUUGUUUCAAAUAGAGAUAUUAAUGAUGAAAAUGAAGAAAUAAUAUCUUCUACUCACACAAACAACAUAUCCUCCUUCCCUCUUCUUGAUUAUCUCAACCUUGAUUCUCUGCCAUGCCUAAAGAGUAUCGAUGGUGGUACUACAAUCACAACUACUUCCACCCAUGAUCAGUUCAAGUGUUCUCAAUGGGACGGCUGCAUAAGCUUUGAAGAGUUGAGAAUAUGGAAUUGUAAGUCAAUAGUAGAGCUAUUUGAAACUGAAUGGGCCAACAACAAUGGUGUUGAUAGUAGUAAUGUUGGUGAUGGAAGUGACGAUACAUGUACUGCAAUCACCAUCCCAAGGUCGGCAAAUAUGACUCUGCUUCAAUUGGCCAACCUAACGGUAUUUCACAUCUAUGACUGUGAAGUUUUGGAAUAUAUAUUCACAAGUUCCACACUUGAAAGCCUCAAGCAACUCAAAGAAAUGACUGUAGAAAAAUGCAAGGCAAUGCAAGUGAUUGUAAAGGAAGAUGGAGAGCACACAGAAAAAUCUAAAUCUAUAAUAGUCUUUCGACGUCUCCAGUCCCUUACACUAACAGAUUUACCAGAUCUCAAGGGUUUCUUCUUGGGGAUGAAUGAGUUCACGUGGCCAGAAUUGGAAAAGGUUGAGAUGUAUGGCUGCCCACAAAUGAUGAAUUUCACAUCUGGUCACUCCAUGACUCCGAAGCUCAACUACAUACAUACAGGAUUAGGCAAGCAUAGUCUCGAAUGUGGCCUCAACUUCCAUUUGACCAAUGCUACACAUGAGACUCAACUCCCUGUGUGCUCUACUCCAGAUAUGAUAAAGCUACUUCAGUUCCCUUGGUCUUUUUCAAAUUUAGUUGAAGUUUAUGUACAUGAGAGUUAUGUCAAAUUGUUGGAAAGACGUAUAAUUUUUCCAUGCAAGGAGUUGCUUAAUUCGAAGAAUCUUGAAAAGCUUUCUAUUACUAUACAGUAUGUUCAAUCUAAAAUAGAGGAGGUAUUUGAAGUAGCAGAAGGGACAAAUGAAGAAGUGGAUAUUGAAACAAAAUCUGUUGUGGCUUUUCAGAAGCUAAAGGAGGUGACUUUGGGUGGAUUAAAUAAUCUGAAGCAUAUGUGGAAGAGCAAUCAGUGGAUAGUGUUGAACUUUCCAAACCUUACAAAGGUGUCAAUUAAUAAAUGUCCAUGUCUUGGACACGUUUUUAGUAGUUGCAUGGUUGGCAGUCUAUUGCAGCUCCAAGAGCUACAAAUAAGUGAGUGCGAGAGUAUGGAUGUGAUUGUCAAACAAGUUGAAGAUUCCGAAACCAGACCGACUAAGGUUGUGUUCCCUUGUCUAAAAUCCAUAACACUUCACAAGCUUCCAAAUCUCAAGGGAAUAUUCCUGGGAAACGAGGCUUUUGAAUGGCCAUCGUUAGAUGCUUUGGAAAUCAAAGAUUGUCCACAAAUAACAGUUUUCACAAAUGGGAAGUCAACUACUCCGGUGCUGAAGUUAAUUGAUACAACUUUUGGAUUGUGUCAAAUAAUGGAAGACCCAAACUCUUUUAUAAAGACCAAACAACAAGAGGGAUGGGAGUUCUAGAGAAACAUCAAAUUCACACGUUCAGUUUGGUGCUUUAAUGAGCUAAAACUGAAAUGGAGUUGUUAAAUUGAAAAAAAUGGCCAAAAUAUAGGGAUUUUUCUGUAUAUUUCCCUUUUGGAUUUCAACUUCCAUUGUCGCGUUGUUACUUAAUUAGCUUAGAU